Molecule: messenger RNA, 1573 nt
Organism: Mytilinidion resinicola
Lineage: Eukaryota; Fungi; Ascomycota; Dothideomycetes; Mytilinidiales; Mytilinidiaceae
Product: FAD dependent oxidoreductase
Exons: 4
Coding region: 1-1122 (373 amino acids)
Molecular function (GO): FAD binding; D-amino-acid oxidase activity
Source: RefSeq, a predicted model, not a curated record
AUGUCUCAUAUCGUAGUUAUAGGUGCGGGCGUGAUAGGCCUUCAGACAGCAGUAUCACUGUUGGAAGCCGGCUAUAAGGUCACUAUCAUUGCAAAGCACUUCCCAGGAGAAGGGACAAUUGAAUAUACCUCGCCAUGGGCAGGAGCCCAAUGGAGAACUCAUGCAACCGCGGACCAAAAGGAUGAAUGUGAAUGGGACAUUUCGAGCUACAAGCAGUGGGCAGAGGUGGCUCAAAGCGAUCCAGAGAAGGCUAAAGAGAUGGGCAUCGAGACUUACCCCUCCUAUUUCUACUGGGCAACUGAAACCCCCGAAUCCACCUCCCCCUCCAAAAUUUGGUUCGGUCCCCACAUUCUCAACUUCUCCGUCCUCCCAGCUACCUCUCUCCCCCCAAACACCCACGCCGGGAUCCGCUACACCUCCAUCGCCAUCAAUCCCCCAAAGUAUAUCUCCUACCUCCUAAACCACGCCACCUCCCUCGGCGCAACCCUCAUCCACAGCACUCUCCCAACCCCCACCCUCGCCGCGGCUCUCACCGCCGCAGAAACCCUCCUAUCCCAACAAUUUCCCCAAGCACCUCCCAUAUCCGCCUUCAUCAACUGCACGGGCCUCGGCGCCCGCGUCCUUGUCCCCGACGCCCUCGUCCAUCCCAUCCGCGGCCAAACCCUCCUCGCCAAGAUCUCCGGCGUCGACUCACCAGCCCAGAAAUCCGAGAACCCCGUUUUCAGUCCCAGCCUCUCUGUGCCAGCGAUCCACACCCGCGAAGACGUAGCCACGCCCAGCGUGACCUACAUCAUCCCGCGCCCGGGCACGGACACGUGGGUCCUCGGUGGGACGAAAGAGGUAGGCAACUGGAGCGCAGAGGCGGAUGCGGGGACGACAGAGGGAAUACUAAAGCGGUGUUGCGAGCUGUGGCCUGCGUUGCAGGUGCCGGGUGUUGAGAUCGAGGUGUUGGCAACGCAGGUGGGGUUGCGGCCGGGAAGGACUGGGGGCGCGAGGGUGGAAGUUGAGGAGGUGGAGGGGAGAGUAGUUGUGCAUGAGUACGGGCAUGCGGGGGCGGGGUUUCAGAACUCGGUGGGGAGUGCGGCGAAAGUUUUGGGGUUGUUGGAGGGGAGGGGGAUUUGAGUGUGUUAUUCUAGGGGUCUCGAGGCAUCGUUGCGUUUGGGUGUUAGAUAGCGACUACGAAGUCUACGAUAGUGAAGCUUGUGAAAGCUUGUUGAAGCAUCUUUGAUAGCGAAAAGAAAAUGUACAGGACCUAGGGUUGAGUAUUGCGUGGGCGGAUCCUGAGUAGCGGUGUAUAGAGUUGAGGGCGGUGAAGCGUCUCUCAUCGCACACAAAUCGGUGGCGGGUAUUUGCAGACCGGUGAAGGAAACAAUUUUAUGAAGUGUGGGUUUUUAUGGGAAAGACGAACAAUUGUAAGAACCGUUUUCAGAGUCUACCUAGGUAAGAUAGGUUGCUCAACAGAGGAGGAAUAAAGAUACUCGCCAGCAAAUCAGAGCAUAGAAUGGGUACUACUCCUGAAUUUCGUGGCCAACUUGUUGAAGAAGUGGCGAAUAGCAUGAGAUUCGUGGAACCA